Molecule: messenger RNA, 918 nt
Organism: Alnus glutinosa
Lineage: Eukaryota; Viridiplantae; Streptophyta; Magnoliopsida; Fagales; Betulaceae
Exons: 1
Coding region: 1-918 (305 amino acids)
Source: RefSeq, a predicted model, not a curated record
AUGGCGGGUAAUUGUGUGGGAGUAGAUGGUGAGACAAAGUGUCCAUGUCGUAAAUGUGGAAACAAAUAUUUUCAUCAUAUUGACUUGGUAGAGCAUCACUUGUAUGUACAUGGAAUUGACACUAACUACACUCGAUGGAUAUUCCACAAGGAAGAAGAUCUGUGUAGGGUAAAUGUUACUGGCAACUCGCAAUCUGUGGGUGUGAAUGAAACGAUAGAUGAGAUUGAUGAGGUUGAAGAAUUGUUAGGUGAUGUGCUUAUGGGGACAUUCUACGAUGCUAACAUAGGCGAGUCCUCUGCUGCUCAAGGUUCCACAACCGACGAUCAAUUGCCGAGAACAUCUUUUGACCGAUUAUGUGUAGAUGGCCUGAGAGAACUUUAUCCAGGUUGUAAGAAAAUUUCAAAAAUCUCUUUCAUUUUGAAGAUGCUUCAUAUAAAGGCGAUUCGCAACAUGACUAACAAGGCAUUUGAUAUGAUGAUUGACUUGAUAAAGGGGGCCUUUCCAGAUGGAGAGACCUUGCCACAAUCAUACAGAGAAGCAACACGGUGGACCCGAGACUUGGGUAUUGGUUAUGAGUUGAUACAUGCAUGCAAGAAUGACUGUGUACUAUUUUGGAAGGAACAUGCUGAUAAAGAUAAAUGCCCAAAAUGCAACACUUCAAGAUGGAGUAUUGUCAAAGGUAGCGGUAAGAAAAUUCCACAAAAAGUCUUGCGGUAUUUUCCAAUAAAACCGAGGUUGCAACGGUUGUUCACAUCGAAAGAUAUAGCCAAACAAAUGAGGUGGCACAAAGAUGGACGAGAAGAUGACGGCAACACUCUCAGACACCCGGCCGAUUCCAUUGCAUGGAAAGAGUUUGAUAAGGAACAUGACUGGUUUGCUAGUGAUUCCCCGCAAUGUGCGACUUGGUUUGGCAAGUGA